Messenger RNA from Eleginops maclovinus (Patagonian blennie), 2853 nucleotides. Its product is annotated as MAPK/MAK/MRK overlapping kinase-like. Gene Ontology annotation, molecular function: ATP binding; protein serine/threonine kinase activity. Gene Ontology annotation, biological process: protein phosphorylation; intracellular signal transduction. The transcript is spliced from 12 exons. The coding region runs from base 94 to 1647 and encodes 517 amino acids. Lineage: Eukaryota; Metazoa; Chordata; Actinopteri; Perciformes; Eleginopidae. The record is from RefSeq and is a predicted model, not a curated record. Gene Ontology annotation, cellular component: nucleus; cytoplasm.
CCUUUCCCCCCACACACAGUAGACGAGAGAGAAUAGAAUGCAUUGAUUUGUACGGGAUGCACUGGUGCCUGGUAACGUUAUGCUUUGACAUGAAUGCAGUCGAACUGUGAUGCUCUUGCAGGGACUGGAUAUUACAAAACUAAUGGUAGGCUUUUUAGCAAUAAAAGUGCACUUCUAAUGAUGCACUACUCAAACUGGCUUAUUGGCCUGAAAAACAGGGCAAGCCUUCGAAAUGCAUGCAGAACACCACCUAACAUCGAUUGGGGAAAUGUGGUCGACUUGAAGAACAAUAACCCGCAGCCUAAUCAGAAGAUACACGGGGUUACGUUCACCAACCAUCUCUGGAAAAAAGGCUACAAAACAAUCAAGAAAAUCGGGGAGGGUACAUUUUCUGAGGUGUUGAAAACGCAGUGCCUGCGAGAUGGGAAGUUCUACGCAUGUAAAACCAUGAAGCAGACAAUUAACAGUCUGGAGCAGGCCAACAACCUGCGGGAAGUCCAGGCAAUGAAGAGACUGAGCCCGCAUGCAAAUAUCAUCCAGCUACAUGAACUGAUUUUUGACAAAGAAACUGGGACUGUGUCUUUGAUUUGUGAGCUGAUGGAGAUGAACAUCUAUGAGUUAAUACAAGGGAGAAAAACACCACUGCCUGACAAUACAGUAAAGUAUUACAUGUACCAGCUUUGCAAGUCACUUGAACAUAUACACAGCUGUGGGAUCUUCCACAGAGAUGUGAAGCCAGAAAACAUUCUCAUCAAACAAAAUGGUCUGAAGCUUGGCGACUUUGGCUCAUGUCGCAGCGUGUACUCCAAGCCCCCGCAUACCGAGUACAUCUCCACACGCUGGUACAGAGCCCCAGAGUGCCUCCUCACCGACGGCUACUACGGCUUAAAGAUGGACAUGUGGAGUGCUGGUUGUGUCUUCUUUGAGAUCAUGAGCUUGAAUCCUCUUUUCCCUGGAACCAAUGAGUUGGACCAGGUUGCCAAGAUCCAUGACGUGUUGGGAACACCUGAUGAAAGCAUCUUCCAGAAGUUAAAGCAGUCUCGAACUAUGCAUUUCAACUUCCCCCCUAAAAAAGGCAGCGGUAUCUCACGGUUAAUCCCUAACUGUCCGGCUCCAGCUCUGUCACUGCUCUAUCAGAUGCUCGCCUAUGACUCUGAUGAACGCAUCACUGCAGAAACAGCCCUGCGGCACACAUACUUUAGGGAAACUAGACUGGCAGAGAAGAAAGCUGAGACGCUUCACAGAGUUUCUGGGACUAUGGAUGGACUAGACAGUAGUGGGACGUAUAAUUCCUUAGAUCACAUCUGGCGUCCAACCAGACUUGGCAAACAGCUGAGGGGAAGACACACAAGGCAAACCCCUUUAAUAAGCCACAACUUGAAGCAUGUAGCAGACCCUCUCAUCCGACGGAACAUCCCUCAUUACCCUGCAGAGCUGCCCAAGCUCAACAUGGUGGUACCAGGACCACAGAUCUCCUUCCCUGUCUCCACUCUGCCUGCGUUUACCGUCACCCGCAGAGGCACACUGCCAACCAUCCCAUCGAAAAAGUGCCAGACGAGGUUGGCCAAGCCCAGGGACGAGUCGCAUCGUGCAGCUUUCAAGACCUACUGCAUUCCACCUCUGGAUAGGAAACACGGAGGCUUCUGAGGGGCCAAAAACAAUUCCAACGUUUUAUUCAAAUUUGCCUCUUUAAACCGGAUAGACCGGUACUGUCAAACACAUCAUUGAGAGGACAAUGUUUGGACAGGCCUGAUGUUGAAAUCUGUAAAGAAACAUGUUUCACAAAACAAUGCAACAAAGACUGCCAAGACUUUGACGGCUAGGACUGCAACAUUAAAGCAUUCAAACCCCACUGUAAUAAGUUCAGUGUGAUAUCUUCACAAACAAUAUGAGAGGUCAUUAGUGUUUCGUUAUGACCUCAGUGUUACCCGAACUGUUUACAAGUGUUUACAUUUGUUUUUCAUCUUUCAUGAUAUUAUUACACAAGCUAAACAAUUUGAAAAAACAUGGACCGAUUGCCGUUUGAAAAAUGUUACACAUUUUAAUCACCAAUUUUUACUAGAAAAAUCUUUAGAUAUGUAAACUUUUCUACAACAAACUGAAAAAUAUGUGAAAGCAUUUGUCAUCUUUAAUGUAAAACAUCCAAAAUAUCACAUUUUAAUAAUAAGUUGAGGUCAGCUGUAUGUAGUUAUGGUAUGACGACACAAAAACUUAAAGAUCCAACAGCUUGUUCGUUAAGUCCCUGGUAAAAAAUGUAUAACAUACGCCUUAUAACCAGAUUCUCUGAUAGAUCAAAUACUACACACUGACUUAUUAAUCAGCUGUGAUUCAAAGUGGUAGAGCAAUAAAUAGGGUUGAAUACCUUUUUUAGAGGCACUGUAUACUUCGUCUCUUUCUUAAUAGCUGUGAAUAAACUGCUCCGGAUUAACUGGUUUUAGGGCGACAGUCUUCCUGCUCAAAAGGUUAAAGGGAAAAUAAAACACUUUAAGUGCUUCACAUUUAACCUUAGCAACAGCAUUGUUUUGCAGAAGUAUUUUAAAGGCACUUUUAAUCAAACUGUAAUGUACAUAAAAAGCCUGCUGUGGGAAACAAAGCAGACUUGGAACAACUGAAAACGAAUGAUUUUCCCUUAGCAUCGACUAUGUAUGUGAAAACAUCUGUGUUUUGUACGGACUUUAAAAAGUCCUGACUUUUUUAAAUGUUUGUUUAGAAUGUAGCUCAGCCAGUACCUUCACUGAAGCAGUGUGGCUAAAAUGUUAUUUAGAGCUGUGAGCUCAUUACAAAGGACUGGGACUCAGUCUGCAGUUAAUGUGGCUUAUUGUGAUGUAUAACCAGAGUAAAGAAGUGUGCUGU